AUGUAUCCAAAACAAAUGACACAAAUCUUUGUUGAUAAUCAAAUAAUGUUAAAAACACAACAAUCUGUAUCAAUGUCGGCAUUUGCUGUUGAAAAUUUAUUAUCACGAAUAUCACCAAAUUUAUCAGUGACAACAAAACAUCAUCAAGUCAAUAACAAUAAUAAUACAAGUGAUGAUGAACAAGAAUUAUCAGAGAAUAAUCGUGAUGCAACACCAGAUGAUUUAUCACCAAUUGAUGACGAAAAUCAACGAUUAUCACCAGCAUCAUCGAUACGUUAUCAAGAUGAUGUAUCAUCACCAACAAACAUUCAAUCAUCACCAACAAAUACAAUUACCACAACACAACAGCAUAUAAUCGGUUUAAAACAACGAUUAUUAGAGACACGGGCAAUUAAUAAUAGUAAUAAUAGUUCGUUAGUUUGUUCAAAUUGUGGUUCAUUGGAGUGUAAUGGGUUUUUUAAAGAUUGUUUAAAACAUUUAAAUAAUAAUCGACAAUCUAUAAUCAAUGAUCAUGAUCAAUAUAAUAGUAAUAAUGAGAGUGGUAAUCAUGAUAAAGUUUUAUUACAAAGAGAUUCAACAACACCAAUUGUUAAUAAUAAUAAACCGAUAUUAAAAUUUAGUGUAAGUGCGAUCUUAGGAUCAGAUCAUCCAACUAAAAAUAUUGGAAGUGAAUUAUGUAAUGGCGGAGUGGUAACAGGGUCAUCACAAUUUUUAAAUAUUGCUGGCGGUUAUAUGAAUGCAGUAGCAGCCGGGAAUCAUAUAGCAAAACCGGUACCAAGUCGACCUGCCCAUCAACCAUCAUUUCAUGCUCAUUUGCAUUCACUUAUGGCACAAUGUCGUCCAUCGCCUUAUUUUUCAGCUGGUCAUGCUGCUUCACAACAUCAUCAACAAGCCGCAGCUGCAGGUGCAGCUUUAAUGCAUGCAGCACAUCAAGCGGCUGCAGCAGCUGCAGUUGCUGGGGCUGGUAAUGUUGGCGGACAACCAUUAGCGGCUGUAUUUCCAUGGGCACAUGGUCCACGUGGAAAACCAAGACGUGGUAUGAUGCGGCGAGCAGUAUUUAGUGAUUUACAGCGGAAAGGCUUAGAACGACGAUUUCAAUUACAAAAAUAUAUUAGUAAACCAGAUCGAAAAAAAUUAGCUGAUAAACUUGGAUUGAAGGAUAGUCAGGUAAAAAUAUGGUUUCAAAAUAGAAGAAUGAAAUGGCGGAAUUCAAAAGAACGUGAAUUAUUAGCAAGUGGUGGAUCAAGAGAACAAACAUUACCAAAUAAAAAUAAUCCUCAUCCAGAUUUAAGUGAUGCUGAUUGUGAUAAACCAAAAAUUGAUUUAUCUGAGGUGUCACCCAAUUCAUCACCUGUACGAUGUUCAUCAGAUAUGCCACGUCCUACAAUGGACCAAAAUUAUGAACCAGUAUGUUUAGCAUCAAAAAUGCAACAAAACAAUAGUUAUGGUGGGGAUAGUGAUGAAUAUGAUGACAGUGAUAACGGAUCUGAUAUUGAGAUAAAUGUAACUUGA
Molecule: messenger RNA, 1512 nt
Organism: Chrysoperla carnea
Lineage: Eukaryota; Metazoa; Arthropoda; Insecta; Neuroptera; Chrysopidae
Gene: Dbx
Product: homeobox protein goosecoid
Exons: 4
Coding region: 1-1512 (503 amino acids)
Biological process (GO): regulation of transcription by RNA polymerase II
Molecular function (GO): DNA binding; DNA-binding transcription factor activity, RNA polymerase II-specific
Source: RefSeq, a predicted model, not a curated record